AAACGUAUUGAUUUUCAAGCAGUGUAUAACAGAAUUUGUUUUUGGUUUAAUUAAAAUUCUAAGUUUAAAAUGAUAUGAUUUAAUUUGGGGGGGCGUAAAGCGAUGCACGCUACACAAAAGGGGUCUUACAACGAAAAAGUUUGAGAACCACUGAUUAAGGUCCAACGUAAUGAAACUACACAAAAUCAUUUCUCACCCACUUUUCAAGACUGCAAAUUUAAAUUUAAUUCGUAAAUAUGCUAAAUCUGCAAAAAACAAAAUGCAUUAUUAAUGUGACCAAACGACUAAUAAUUACCGUCAGAUUCCUCCAAAAUACAGGUCACAAAAUAACAAGAAGUACAGAUCACAAUUACUUGUAGUACUGCAGUAACAUUCCGAAAGUGUGUGGAAAGUCACUUUCAUUUAAUACUAUUUUCCGAUAUAAAAACGCGUCUUAUCGCGUUAGCCUCAAACCUUCGGUUAUGUUUAAAAAACUAAGGAGACAUUCACUAACACUCCUCGAUCCAAACGCAUUUUUGUCAACAGCUGACCUUACUUUGAAAUGCUGCUUUUAUUAUGUCCGCGUGUAUUAUCAACAUCAGCCCGGCUUCACAAGGGCUGCGUCUGGAAUCGCCCACUAUACCCUCAUUCACUAGUCCCUAAUUAGUUAGUCAACUUUAUGGAGCGGGUGAAACGAGUGAGUAAAUUCGGACACUAGGUACACGGGCGCCAUCUUUUGCCAAGACGCGGGAAUUCAUUCGACUGCGCGAGCAUCAUGAUGGCUAGCAGCUAGCCGCGCGUGUUGUUCAUCGGCUGUACAUUAUGAUGCAUCGUGAGAUUAAAUGAGUGCACUCAAUAAUGUCCACUAUGAAUUCGGACACCACUAAAAAUGGAUGUCCCCUCAAAUAGUGCAUUGAAUUAGGGUAUGGGGUCUAUUUUGGACACAGCCAGAGACUCGUCUCUCUAGUUUUGCUGCAGAAAUGAGAAGAGAACGCGAAAGUGCUCAGACGCGAUGUUUGUAAUGUUUGUCUUAAUAAUGAGAUGCUUUACAGGUGUUCUGUAGUAACACAUCCGCAUGUGGUUAAAAAUCUCACUAAACCGCAGGAUUUUGCGUGCAGCGUGCACCGCAAUCCCGACCGUCGUUUUAAUAAAUACACGUAUUGAUGGGAAAACGUAUUUGUUGUGAUUUCAUAACAUUAAUGGCACUGUGCGAGUCCUGAGUGGCAGACAGCUAGUUUUUUCAUCCCAAACGUUAUUCUUUCAUUCUGUAGCAUCACAAUGAGCAAAGCCUUAACUGAACUUAGAUCUUAAUGAUUUAAGUGACACUGACUCGAUGGCAGACUUUAACGGAGUACAAUAUGAAUCGAUGGACAUGGAGGACGAAGGGCCUGAAACAACUCUUGUGGAACCACCGAAUGAUACAGCGGGGGACUCUUCUGAGGAUAAGGAACUGUUGCAGUCAAAGGACUGGAAAUUGUUGUGGUGCUCGUCCCCCUUCAUUAGAAAAUCAGGUUCAUCCAUAAAGAAACUCAAGUUAAAACCAGGGCCCACAAAGUACGCAAGCUCUCACGCUAAAGACAUAAAGUCCUGCUUUCAGCUGUUUAUGCCGAACAGUAUUGAGAACAUCAUCUUGCAUAUGACCAACAAGGAGGGAAGACGUGUGCAUAAGGAGAGCUGGACAAUUCUGGACAGGAUAGACUUGCAAGCGUUCAUAGGCCUGAUGAUUUUGACAGGCGUGUACAGAUCAAAGAAUGAACGCAUCGAAAGUUUAUGGCACGACCGGACAGGUCGGACAAUUUUUCAGACUGUCAUGCCAGUUAAUCGGUUCCUAAUCAUCUCUCGAAUCAUCCGCUUUGAUGACCACGAAACAACAUGCGCCCGAUUCCAAAAAGACACACUCGCUCCGAUAAGAGACGUUUGGGACAAGUGGGUGGAUCUUCUGCCGUGCAUGUACAAUCCAGGCACGGAGGUCACUGUGGGUGAGUGGCUGGUCCCCUUCAGAGGUCACUGUCCUUUUAGGCAUUGCUCACUGCGUAAACCCGGCAGAUGUGGAAUAAAACUAUGGGUGGCUUGUGAUGCGAAGUCGGGCUACGUGUGGAACGUGCUGCUGGACGGCGGCAAAGCUGCUGACGGGAAACCGGAAAAGAAUGGAGACGCGCGAGUUGUGCUUGACGUGACGAAGGGUCUCCGCGGACACAAUGUCACGUGUGACCGCUCUUUUACCUCGUAUGCUCUUGGCAAGGAGCUACUCAAGAGAAACCUUACGAUGGUCGGCAUGGUCAGACAAAGCAAACCCGAACUCCCACUUCAACUGGUGGAUACGAAAGGCAGAGGGAUUUUGUCCUCAAAGUUUGCUUUCACGCAGACGCACGCCCUCGUGUCGUAUAUCCCAAGAAAAUACAAGAAUGUGCUUGUGAUGAGCACGCGGCACAGCAGUGCAGGUAUAAGCAGCAAGGUGAGCAAAAAGCCCAGUUUGAUCCUGGAUUACGAUCGGUACAAAAGAGGUGUAGACAACCUUAACCGGUCAAUCAACGCUUACAGUUGUAAGCAGAAGACAAGCCGUUGGCCCCUCGUGCUGUUCUUUACCAUGUUAGAUGUCUCUGCAUCCAACGCCUCUGUGGUGUGGGCAGAAGUGAACCCGGACUCGGCCAAGCGGAGGACCUUUCUUGAAGAACUGGGGAAAGCUCUGGUGUCUCCCCAAAUGGAGAAACAAAAGCCGGUUCCACGUCCUUAUACAUAUUCUUCUGACACUACGGUGAAGGAACAGGCAGCCGUUAAGCCCCCCGAUGCCAAUUCUACCCCUUCAAAGUCUAAAAGGAAGAGGUGCAGGGUCUGUGCACGGAAUAAAACAAGAACUGUGUGCCAGAAUUGUAACGCGUACAUUUGCAAAGUACAUGCCGUCAUUACACCUCACUGCUACUCGUGCAAAUGACCGCAUGUUUGUUUAGUACCUAAUGUGUAGGAAGUGCUUGAGAUGCACAAUCUCUCAGUAUGCCUGAUGGUUACUUGCAGCUUGAUUUUAUAUAAGAGGUAGAAGUCAGGAUGUAUACAAGUGUGGGUCCCUACAUUACCUUCACAGAAUUUAUGGUAUGUUUUGUAUAAAAACUAUUCAGAUUUGUUUUCAAGAUAUCAAACCAUGUCAAUUGUGUUAAGCUUUUCAGGCACUUAUGUGUAACUGUGAAUUAAAGACCAUUUCAAAUCAUGAAAACUGGGAAACUAUUAUAUUGUUUAAAACAAAUUUAGCUCAUUCACAAACAUUGUAAAUGUCAUUUGUUGUCAUAGUGUUUCUUUGAAAAAUCAAUGCAAAGUGCGCAACCAAUAGACACAAAGUGUUUCUGUUUAAAUGUUUUGGUAUUUUUGAUUAAAAAUACUGUCUUGUAUUUAAAAUGA
This is a messenger RNA of Triplophysa dalaica, 3369 nucleotides long. RefSeq names its product piggyBac transposable element-derived protein 4-like. The record is from RefSeq and is a predicted model, not a curated record. The transcript has 2 exons. The coding region runs from base 1313 to 2911 and encodes 532 amino acids. Lineage: Eukaryota; Metazoa; Chordata; Actinopteri; Cypriniformes; Nemacheilidae.